AAUUCAAAUGAUCGAUCAACAUCAAACAUAAUUAUGGAUAUUAUAAAUCAAACAUUGACAACAUUAUCGAUACCAUCGAUCAUUCAACAGAAUAAUUCAUUAUCAUCAUCAUCAUCAACAAUAUCAUCAACAUCAUCAUUUACAAUCGAUGAUAUAUAUCAAUCAUUAAAUAAUGAAACAAUAAAAUUAUUUUUACGUUAUCAUCAUCAUUGGUUUCAUUAUUUAGAUCUAAUUGAACGUUCAACCGAUUUAAAUGGAAUAUUUAAAUUAUUUUUAUAUUUUGCAUAUUUAUUUGUAUUUAUAAUUGGUAUUAUUGGUAAUAUAUUGGUUUGUUGGGUUGUAUUUCGUCAACAAUCAAUGCGUUCAGUAACAAAUAUUUUCAUAACAAAUUUAGCAUUAUCCGAUAUAUUAUUAUGUUUAUUUGCUGUACCAUUUACACCAUUAUAUCUAUUGACAUUUAAAGAAUGGAUAUUUGGUCCAGUAUUCUGUCGUCUAGUACCAUUUGUACAAGGAAUGUCCGUCUACAUAUCGGUAAUGACAUUAAUGUCAAUAGCAAUUGAACGUUAUAUGGUUAUAAUUUAUCCAUUUAAAAGACAUUUAAAUAUAAUACAUAGUGUUAUUGUUAUAAUAAUUAUUUGGUUAUUAGCAUUUAUAUUAACAUUACCAUAUGGAAUAUUUAUUGAUCUAAUACCGGUACCACAAACAACAACAAAACAUCAAGAACAACAACAACAACAACAACAAUCGACAGAAUAUGAUGAUAAUCAACAACAACAACAACAACAGCCACAAUAUCAAUUUCUUAUGUAUGAUAAUCAUAAUGAAACAUCUUUAAUUACAAAUGAUCAACACGAACAACGUUCAAUUGAAACAUUAAAAAAUUUAUUACAAAAUCUACAGAAACGUAAAUGGUAUUGUGAUGAAGUAUGGCCAAAUGAUCAAUUACGUUCAACAUUUGGUUUAUUAACAACAAUCAUGCAAUUUGUAAUACCAUUUUUUAUAAUAACAUAUUGUUAUACAAAAGUAUUUGUACGUCUUUGGUAUCGUAUGCAUAAUCGUCUUGGUUCAAGAAAUUAUUCAUCACAAAGACAAUGGUUAGAAAAAAAACGUGCACGUCGUACAAAUUUAAUGCUCAUAUUUAUGGUUGUUGUAUUUGUUAUAUCAUGGUUACCAUUGAAUACCUAUAAUUUGAUUGAAGAUUUUUAUAUACCAAUUGCAUAUUGGAAACAUUCCAGAGCUUUAUUCAUGACAUUUCAUUUAAUUGCAAUGUCAUCAGUUUGUUAUAAUCCAUUUCUUUAUACAUGGUUAAAUGAUAAUUUUCGUAAAGAAUUUUUAUCAAUAUUUUCAAAAAUUAAAAAACAUUUAUAUUGGUUUGCUAAUCUUAAACAACAACAAAAAACAAAUCGUAAUAAUUUAUUCAAUAAUAAAGGAAUUAAUGAUGAUAAUACAAUGAAUCGUGGAGAUAAUACAAAUACAAAUAAUAAUAAUGAUACUAUUGGUAUUGUUGGCCGUAAUAUGAUAUGGAAACCAUCAUUAUGUGGUGGUGGCGUUGGUGUUACAACAAAUAUCAUCACAUCUGGUCAUCUUGUUCCUAAAGAUCAUUUAGAUUCAACACGUACAACACGUUUAAAUUUAACUACAAAUGAUGAUGAUGAUGACGAUGAUGAUGAUGAUGAUGAUGAUGGUGAAUUAAUAUCAAUGACACAAAUUGAUACAACAACCAAUAUGGUUACAAAUUUAGAAUCAAUUAAUCAAUCAGAAUUACAGGAAAGUUUAUUUAUAACAAGCUUACAGAAUGGUAUAUUGGCUAGUCGUAUUAUUCAUAAUAAUAUAAUUUCAUCAUUGAAUGAUAAUGAUAAUAAAUGAAAUUCUUUAAUGUUUUUUUUGCAGAUUUUUAAGGAGGCGUGAUAUGACAACCUUUAAAAAUAGAUUUUAUUUUUCCAAAAAACAAAAAACAAAAAAUUCAAUUUUGAUAUUUGUUUCCAUCACCAAACCCAGACCAGACAUACAAACACGCACACACACAUUGAAUUUUUUUUUCGUUUUUGUUUCAAUUCUUUUUAAUUUUUUUUUUAAUUUUCUUUCCUUCUAUUUUCACAAAUGUAUAAAGAAUAUAUGAAUUGUAAAAA
Dermatophagoides pteronyssinus (European house dust mite) is the source of this 2129-nucleotide messenger RNA. RefSeq lists its product as uncharacterized. Gene Ontology annotation, biological process: G protein-coupled receptor signaling pathway. Gene Ontology annotation, cellular component: plasma membrane; neuron projection. NCBI's taxonomy places the organism in Eukaryota, Metazoa, Arthropoda, Arachnida, Sarcoptiformes, Pyroglyphidae. Gene Ontology annotation, molecular function: neuropeptide binding; neuropeptide Y receptor activity. The record is from RefSeq and is a predicted model, not a curated record.